Messenger RNA from Leptosia nina, 2046 nucleotides. NCBI's taxonomy places the organism in Eukaryota, Metazoa, Arthropoda, Insecta, Lepidoptera, Pieridae. The record is from the annotation of a GenBank genome assembly.
AUGGAUACAUCUAAAUCGCUGUUACAGACUUUAAAGGGGUACAGCACUAAAAAGUCUGUAAAGUAUGGAUUACCUUUUAUAUUAUUUGUAGUUGGGGGAUCGUUUUGCCUUAGAGAAUGGACACAAAUUCGGUAUCAAGUUUCUAGAGUAAAAGGUGUAAGUAAAGAAGAGGCUGAGAAAAUGGGCCUCAAUAGGGAAAGAGAAGUGACACUAGAAAAUACAUUUGAAGAAAUUCAAAAGCUUGAUAUUGACAAUUGGGAGAACAAAAGGGGUCCAAGACCUUGGGAAGCCGGAGAAACACAGAAAACAAAUUAUGUUACAUUAACGAUCAAUAUGCAAAUUUUUGUGAAGACAUUGACUGGUAAAACUAUUACCUUGGAGGUUGAACCCUCUGAUACAAUUGAGAAUGUAAAGGCUAAAAUUCAAGACAAAGAGGGAAUUCCACCAGACCAACAAAGACUUAUCUUUGCUGGUAAACAGCUAGAGGAUGGCCGCACACUGUCUGACUACAACAUCCAGAAGGAGUCAACUCUACAUUUGGUCUUGAGAUUGAGGGGAGGUAUGCAAAUCUUUGUCAAGACAUUGACGGGGAAGACCAUCACAUUGGAAGUGGAGCCAUCAGACACAAUUGAGAAUGUAAAAGCUAAAAUUCAAGACAAAGAAGGAAUUCCACCAGACCAACAAAGACUUAUCUUUGCUGGCAAACAACUAGAGGAUGGCCGCACACUGUCCGACUACAACAUCCAGAAGGAGUCAACUCUACAUUUGGUUCUGAGAUUGAGGGGAGGUAUGCAAAUCUUUGUCAAGACAUUGACGGGGAAGACCAUCACAUUGGAAGUGGAGCCAUCAGAUACAAUUGAGAAUGUAAAGGCUAAAAUUCAAGACAAAGAGGGAAUUCCACCAGACCAACAAAGACUUAUCUUUGCUGGCAAACAACUAGAGGAUGGCCGCACACUGUCCGACUACAACAUCCAGAAGGAGUCAACUCUACAUUUGGUUCUGAGAUUGAGGGGAGGUAUGCAAAUCUUUGUCAAGACAUUGACGGGGAAGACCAUCACAUUGGAAGUGGAGCCAUCAGAUACAAUUGAGAAUGUAAAGGCUAAAAUUCAAGACAAAGAGGGAAUUCCACCAGACCAACAAAGACUUAUCUUUGCUGGCAAACAACUAGAGGAUGGCCGCACACUGUCCGACUACAACAUCCAGAAGGAGUCAACUCUACAUUUGGUUCUGAGAUUGAGGGGAGGUAUGCAAAUCUUUGUCAAGACAUUGACGGGGAAGACCAUCACAUUGGAAGUGGAGCCAUCAGAUACAAUUGAGAAUGUAAAGGCUAAAAUUCAAGACAAAGAGGGAAUUCCACCAGACCAACAAAGACUUAUCUUUGCUGGCAAACAACUAGAGGAUGGCCGCACACUGUCCGACUACAACAUCCAGAAGGAGUCAACUCUACAUUUGGUUCUGAGAUUGAGGGGAGGUAUGCAAAUCUUUGUUAAGACAUUGACGGGGAAGACCAUCACAUUGGAAGUGGAGCCAUCAGAUACAAUUGAGAAUGUAAAGGCUAAAAUUCAAGACAAAGAGGGAAUUCCACCAGACCAACAAAGACUUAUCUUUGCUGGCAAACAACUAGAGGAUGGCCGCACCCUGUCCGACUACAACAUCAAAGGAGUCAACUCUACAUUUGACAAAGAGGGAAUUCCACCAGACCAACAAAGACUUAUCUUUGCUGGUAAGCAGCUAGAGGAUGGCCGCACACUGUCCGACUACAACAUCCAGAAGGAGUCAACUUUACAUUUAGUUCUGAGAUUGAGGGGAGGUAUGCAAAUCUUUGUCAAGACAUUGACGGGGAAGACCAUCACAUUGGAAGUGGAGCCAUCAGAUACAAUUGAGAAUGUAAAGGCUAAAAUUCAAGACAAAGAGGGAAUUCCACCGGACCAACAAAGACUUAUCUUUGCUGGUAAACAGCUAGAGGAUGGCCGCACACUGUCUGACUACAACAUCCAAAAAGAAUCAACCCUACAUCUAGUUUUAAGGUUGAGAGGUGGCAUUUAA